Molecule: messenger RNA, 5186 nt
Organism: Macroventuria anomochaeta
Lineage: Eukaryota; Fungi; Ascomycota; Dothideomycetes; Pleosporales; Didymellaceae
Product: clathrin heavy chain
Exons: 4
Coding region: 167-4990 (1607 amino acids)
Biological process (GO): Golgi to endosome transport; receptor-mediated endocytosis; intracellular protein transport
Cellular component (GO): clathrin complex; clathrin coat of coated pit; clathrin coat of trans-Golgi network vesicle
Molecular function (GO): structural molecule activity; clathrin light chain binding
Source: RefSeq, a predicted model, not a curated record
AACCAUCGGCCAAAGCGCUGACUGCCGCCAGACUCUCGAGUCCGACAAGUACGUUUGCGUGCGCCAGGUCAACAACGAGGCCAACACCCCCGCCGAGACCGUCAUCAUCGAUUUGAAGAACACAAACAAUGUCAUCCGCAGGCCGAUUCGCGCAGACAGUGCGAUCAUGCACUUGACUGAGCCCAUCAUUGCUCUGAAGGCGCAAGGUCGGACGCUGCAGCUCUUCAACCUCGAGACAAAAGAGCGCCUGCAGACAUACAGCCAUCAGGAGGACAUCGUGUUCUGGAGGUGGAUCAGCCAGACUACGCUUGCGCUGGUCAGCUCGAAGGCUGUAUACCACUGGGAUGUGCUGGAGUCGAAGACCUCGACACCACGCAAGAUCUUCGACCGCCAGGAGCAGCUCGAGAACAACCAGAUUAUCAACUACGUAACAAACGACGAUGAGAGCUGGUCUUGUUUGGUGGGCAUUGCGGCGGGUCCCAAUGGAGGCAUCCGCGGCAACAUGCAGCUGUUCUCCAAGGCGAGGAACGUCAGCCAGCCUCUCGAAGGUCACGCAGCCACCUUCGGCACACUCCGUCUCGACGGCGCGACAACAGACACCAAGCUAUUCGCUUUCGCUGUUAAGUCCUCCACCGGCGAGGCCAAGAUCAACAUUGUCGAGGUCGACCACGCUGCGUCCAACCCGGCUUUCCCUAAGCGACUGAUCCCGAUUCACUGGCCCGCCGAGGGUACUGGCGACUUCCCGCUCGGCAUCCACAUUGCGCACAAGUACGGCAUUCUCAUCGUAAUCACCAAGUUCGGUUUCAUUCACUUGCACGAUCUUGAGACCGGUACCGCUCUGUUUUUGAACAGGAUUUCGGAAGAAACCGUCUUCACCACCGCACGCGACGAUGAGGGCACAGGUGUCGUUGUUAUCAACAAGCGUGGACAGGUGCUGCACACAACUAUCCGCGAGGACACUUUGAUACCCUACAUUAUGGAGAACCCAGCGUGUGCGGAGAUCGCCUACAAGCUCGCGUCCAAGGGCGGUCUUCCUGGUGCAGACAACCUGUACAAUCAGCGAUUCGAGCAGUUGAUGAGCCAGGGCAACUAUUCUGAGGCGGCAAAGGUCGCUGCCAGCUCGCCUCGUGGUUUCCUUCGCACAAUGAACACCAUCAACCGCUUGCGCUCGGUUCCUCAGCAGCCUGGCCAGAUCACUGUUCUUCUACAGUAUUUCGGCUCGCUGCUUGACAAGGGUGGCUUGAACCGCGAAGAGACAUUGGAGUUGGCCCGCCCCGUUUUCGCGCAGGGGCGCAAGCACCUUAUCGAGAAAUGGCACAAGGAGGGCAAGCUUCACUGCUCUGAGGAGCUUGGUGAUCUUGCUAAGCCCCACGAUUUAAAUCUGGCUCUGGCUAUCUACAAGGAGGCCAAUGUUCCCCAGAAGGUCGUUGCUUCUCUUGCCGAGCUUGGUCACUACGACAUGAUCGUUCAGUACUGCAACUCUGUCGGUUACACCGCUGACUACAACGUUCUCCUGCAGCAUGUAAUCAGGUCGAACCCUGAGAAGGGAUCUGAGUUUGCCAUUCAGCUUGCAAAGAACGAGGGCGGCCCACUCAUCAGCACCGACCGCGUUGUGGACAUUUUCCAGUCUCAGGGCAUGAUUCAACAAGCCACUGCCUUCCUUCUGGAUGUGCUUUCCAACGAUCGUGAAGAGGAGGGUCACCUGCAGACGAAGCUGCUCGAGAUGAACUUGCUCAAUGCACCUCAGGUCGCCGAUGCCAUCCUUGGAAACGAGAUGUUUCACCAUUACGACAAGGCCCGCAUUGCCUCCCUUUGCGAGAACGCUGGACUUCUCACACGUGCGUUGGAGCACAAUGAUGAUCCUGCGACCGUCAAGCGCAUUAUCGUACAGACCGACAAGCUGCCAGAGGAGUGGUUGAUCAACUACUUUGGCCAGCUCACAGUUGAGCUCUCGCUGGAGUCCCUGGAUGCUAUGCUCACAACAAACAUCCGCCAGAACCUGCAAGCUGUGAUUCGCAUUGCGCAGAAGUACUCGGAUCUGCUUGGUGCAACCCGUAUCAUCGACCUUCUUGAGAAGCACCGUACAGCUGAAGGCUUAUACUUCUUCCUUGGAUCCAUCGUCAACGUCAGUGAGGACCCGGAUGUUCACUUCAAGUACAUCGAGGCCGCCACAACCAUGGGCCAGCUGAACGAAGUUGAGCGCAUUUGCCGUGAGAGCAACUUUUUGAACGCCGAAAAAGUUAAGAAUUUCUUAAAGGAAGCCAACCUGACCGAGCAACUGCCUCUGAUCAUCAUUUGCGAUCGCUUCAACUUCAUCCAUGACUUGGUUCUGUACCUGUACAAGAAGCAGCAGUUCAAGUCCAUUGAGGUCUACGUACAGCGCGUCAACCCCGCCAGGACUCCUCAGGUUAUUGGAGGUCUGCUCGAUGUCGACUGUGACGAGAGCAUCAUCAAGGGCCUCCUGGCUUCGGUCACACCCUCCUCGAUCCCUAUCGAUGAGCUCGUCGCUGAGGUAGAGUCGCGCAACCGCCUCAAGCUUCUCUUGCCCUUCUUGGAGCAGACCUUGGCUGCUGGAAAUCAGCAGCAGGCCGUCUACAACGCCCUGGCUAAGAUUUACAUCGAUUCUAACAACAACCCGGAGAAGUUCCUGAAGGAGAACGACCAGUAUGACACCCUGACCGUUGGUAAAUACUGCGAGAAGCGCGACCCCAACCUUGCGGUCAUCUGUUACUCUAAGGGCCAAAAUGACCUUGAGCUUGUCAACAUCACCAAUGAGAACGCUAUGUUCAAGGCUCAAGCUCGUUACCUGCUUGACCGAGCCGAAUCUGAGAUCUGGGACUUUGUUCUGAGCGAUAACAACAUGCAUCGCCGAUCCUUGGUCGACCAAGUCACAUCUGUAGCUGUGCCUGAAUCUACCGACCCUGACAAAGUCAGUGUUGCUGUCAAGGCCUUCAUUACCAACGACAUGCCCGCUGAGCUCAUCGACUUGCUCGAGAAGAUCUUGCUCGAGCCCACGACCUUCAGCGACAACCCAUCUCUGCAGAACUUGCUCAUGCUCACCGCAUGCAAGUCCGACCGUGGGCGCGUAGCUGGGUACAUCCAGCAACUCGAGGCGUACACCCCUGAAGACAUCGCGCAGCAGUGUAUCGAGGUUGGCAUGUAUGAUGAGGCCUUCGAGAUCCACAAGAAGCACGGUCAGCACGUCGACGCCGUCAACGUCCUGGUUGAUCACAUUGUCAGCAUCGAUCGUGCUCAAGAAUACGCGGACCGCGUUGACGAACCGGAAGUUUGGAGCAGAGUCGCUAAGGCCCAGCUGGAUGGUCUUCGUGUCACUGACUCGAUCGAGUCUUACAUCCGCGCUGGAGACGCAUCAAACUUCCUUGAAGUCAUUGAAGUUGCCACCCACGCGGGCAAGGACGAGGAUCUGAUCAAGUUCUUGAGGAUGGCUCGCAAGACUCAGCGUGAGGUUCCCAUUGACACCGCCCUGGCUUUCUGCUUUGCUCGCACCAACCAGCUGCCAGAACUUGAGGAAUUCCUUCGUGGAACUAAUGUUGCCGAUGUCGAAGCAUCUGGAGACAAGGCUUACGAGGAGGGCUACCACGAGGCGGCCAAGAUCUUCUUCACCAGCAUCUCCAACUGGGCCAAACUUGCCACCACUCUCGUGCACCUCGAAGACUACCAGGCCGCCGUUGAGUGUGCGAGGAAAGCGAACAGUGUUAAAGUCUGGAGACAGGUCAACGAGGCCUGCGUUGCCAAGAAGGAAUUCCGUCUUGCUCAGAUUUGCGGUCUCAACCUCAUUGUUCACGCCGAAGAGCUUUCCGAGCUCGUCAAGCAGUACGAGCGCAACGGCUACUUUGAUGAGCUCAUCGCGCUAUUGGAGGCUGGUCUAGGUCUCGAGCGCGCCCACAUGGGUAUGUUCACCGAGUUGGGCAUUGCUCUUGCCAAGUACCACCCUGAGCGCGUCAUGGAGCAUCUCCGCCUGUUCUGGUCCCGCAUCAACAUCCCCAAGAUGAUUCGGGCCACCGAGGAAGCUCACCUGUGGCCCGAACUUAUUUUCUUGUACGUCCACUACGAUGAGUGGGAUAACGCAGCUCUUGCUAUGAUGGAGCGCGCAUCCGACGCUUGGGAGCACCAGGCUUUCAAGGACACCAUCACCAAGGCCUCCAACGUUGAGAUCUACUACCGCGCACUGGGCUUCUACUUGGAAGAACAACCCACCCUGCUUACAGACUUGCUGCAAGCGCUUGCUCCUAGGAUCGACGUCAACCGUGUUGUCCGCAUGUUUUUGAAGUCGGACAACAUUCCUCUCAUCAAGCCCUUCCUCCUCAACGUUCAGUCUCAGAACAAGCGUGAGGUCAACAACGCCCUCAACGACUUGUUGAUUGAAGAGGAGGAUUACAAGACACUGCGCGACUCGGUCAACAACUACGACAACUACGAUGCCAUGGAGCUUGCCCAGCGUCUUGAGAAGCACGAGCUGGUCUUCUUCCGCCAGAUCGCGGCAGACAUCUACCGCAAGAAUAAGCGAUGGGACAAGAGCAUUGCCCUCUCAAAGCAGGACAAGCUUUUCAAGGAUGCCAUCGAGACGUCUGCGAUUUCCCAGAAGUCCGAGAUUGUGGAGGAUCUACUCCGCUACUUUGUCGAUAUCGGUAGCCGCGAGUGCUACGUGGGUAUGCUCUACGCUUGUUACGACCUCAUUCGCCCUGAUGUCAUCUUGGAGAUGUCAUGGCGUAACGGUCUUCACGACUUCACAAUGCCGUACAUGAUCAACCUCUUGUCCCGCCAGACUGCGGCCAUCGAGCUGCUGACCAAGGACAACGAAGAGCGCAAGGCUCGCGAGACAUCACAACAGAAGAAGGAGGACGACACUCCGAUCCUCGGCUCGCGCCUCAUGCUUACGCAAGGCCCCAUUGCUUCUGCGCCAUCUCCCGGCCCUUACGGCCAAGCUAACGGGAUCGCACCGCAGCCAACCGGUUACCGGGGCUUUUAGAAUGACCAACAGUGUUAGAUGAGGUUGAUGGUCUCGCAUGAAGGAAAUGACCAAGGGUUGCUUUCGAUCUACAUAUUGAUCUUUGGUGGGGCAUGCAAAAGCGACUGCAGUCCUGGUUAGUCGGCAGCGAUGUACUCUAAAGGCGUUUAAUGGAGGUCUCAUGGUCUGCAUUGGUACCAGGCAUUUUCAGGCCAUG